Messenger RNA from Gorilla gorilla gorilla (western lowland gorilla), 2716 nucleotides. It is a transcript of the gene CEBPA, whose product is annotated as CCAAT enhancer binding protein alpha. Gene Ontology annotation, biological process: myeloid cell differentiation; DNA-templated transcription; regulation of transcription by RNA polymerase II. Bases 230 to 1312 code for a protein of 360 amino acids. The transcript has a single exon. Gene Ontology annotation, molecular function: RNA polymerase II cis-regulatory region sequence-specific DNA binding; DNA-binding transcription factor activity, RNA polymerase II-specific. NCBI's taxonomy places the organism in Eukaryota, Metazoa, Chordata, Mammalia, Primates, Hominidae. The record is from RefSeq and is a predicted model, not a curated record.
GGACCCAGCAGGCGCCGCGCCGCCGCAGCCCGGGGACAGAGGCCGCCUCGGACUCUAGGGGGCGACGCGGCCUGCCGGGUAUAAAAGCUGGGCCGGCGCGGGCCGGGCCAUUCGCGACCCGGAGGUGCGCGGGCGCGGGCGAGCAGGGUCUCCGGGUGGGCGGCGGCGACGCCCCGCGCAGGCUGGAGGCCGCCGAGGCUCGCCAUGCCGGGAGAACUCUAACUCCCCCAUGGAGGCGGCCGACUUCUACGAGGCGGAGCCGCGGCCCCCGAUGAGCAGCCACCUGCAGAGCCCCCCGCACGCGCCCAGCAGCGCCGCCUUCGGCUUUCCCCGGGGCGCGGGCCCCGCGCAGCCUCCCGCCCCACCUGCCGCCCUGGAGCCGCUGGGCGGCAUCUGCGAGCACGAGACGUCCAUCGACAUCAGCGCCUACAUCGACCCGGCCGCCUUCAACGACGAGUUCCUGGCCGACCUGUUCCAGCACAGCCGGCAGCAGGAGAAGGCCAAGGCGGCCGUGGGCCCCACGGGCGGCGGCGGCGGCGGCGACUUUGACUACCCGGGCGCGCCCGCGGGCCCCGGCGGCGCCGUCAUGCCCGGGGGAGCGCACGGGCCCCCGCCCGGCUACGGCUGCGCGGCCGCCGGCUACCUGGACGGCAGGCUGGAGCCCCUGUACGAGCGCGUCGGGGCGCCGGCGCUGCGGCCGCUGGUGAUCAAGCAGGAGCCCCGCGAGGAGGAUGAAGCCAAGCAGCUGGCGCUGGCCGGCCUCUUCCCUUACCAGCCGCCGCCGCCGCCGCCGCCCUCGCACCCGCACCCGCACCCGCACCCGCCGCCCGCGCACCUGGCCGCCCCGCACCUGCAGUUCCAGAUCGCGCACUGCGGCCAGACCACCAUGCACCUGCAGCCCGGUCACCCCACGCCGCCGCCCACGCCCGUGCCCAGCCCGCACCCCGCGCCCGCGCUCGGUGCCGCCGGCCUGCCGGGCCCUGGCAGCGCGCUCAAGGGGCUGGGCGCCGCGCACCCCGACCUCCGCGCGAGUGGCGGCAGCGGCGCGGGCAAGGCCAAGAAGUCGGUGGACAAGAACAGCAACGAGUACCGGGUGCGGCGCGAGCGCAACAACAUCGCGGUGCGCAAGAGCCGCGACAAGGCCAAGCAGCGCAACGUGGAGACGCAGCAGAAGGUGCUGGAGCUGACCAGUGACAAUGACCGCCUGCGCAAGCGGGUGGAACAGCUGAGCCGCGAACUGGACACGCUGCGGGGCAUCUUUCGCCAGCUGCCAGAGAGCUCUUUGGUCAAGGCCAUGGGCAACUGCGCGUGAGGCGCGCGGCUGUGGGACCGCCCUGGGCCAGCCUCCGGCGGGGACCCAGGGAGUGGUUUGGGGUCGCCGGAUCUCGAGGCUUGCCCGAGCCGUGCGAGCCAGGACUAGGAGAUUCCGGUGCCUCCUGAAAGCCUGGCCUGCUCCGCGUGUCCCCUCCCUUCCUCUGCGCCGGACUUGGUGCGUCUAAGAUGAGGGGGCCAGGCGGUGGCUUCUCCCUGCGAGGAGGGGAGAAUUCUUGGGGCUGAGCUGGGAGCCCGGCAACUCUAGUAUUUAGGAUAACCUUGUGCCUUGGAAAUGCAAACUCACCGCUCCAAUGCCUACUGAGUAGGGGGAGCAAAUCGUGCCUUGUCAUUUUAUUUGGAGGUUUCCUGCCUCCUUCCCGAGGCUACAGCAGACCCCCAUGAAAGAAGGAGGGGAGCAGGCCCGUGGCAGGAGGAGGGCUCAGGGAGCUGAGAUCCCGACAAGCCCGCCAGCCCCAGCCGCUCCUCCACGCCUGUCCUUAGAAAGGGGUGGAAACAUAGGGACUUGGGGCUUGGAACCUAAGGUUAUUCCCCUAGUUCUACAUGAAGGUGGAGGGUCUCUAGUUCCACGCCUCUCCCACCUCCCUCCGCACACACCCCACCCCAGCCUGCUAUAGGCUGGGCUUCCCCUUGGGGCGGAACUCACUGCGAUGGGGGUCACCAGGUGACCAGUGGGAGCCCCCACCCCGAGUCAGACCAGAAAGCUAGGUCGUGGGUCAGCUCUGAGGAUGUAUACCCCUGGUGGGAGAGGGAGACCUAGAGAUCUGGCUGUGGGGCGGGCAUGGGGGGUGAAGGGCCACUGGGACCCUCAGCCUUGUUUGUACUGUAUGCCUUCAGCAUUGCCUAGGAACACGAAGCACGAUCAGUCCAUCCCAGAGGGACCGGAGUUAUGACAAGCUUUCCAAAUAUUUUGCUUUAUCAGCCGAUAUCAACACUUGUAUCUGGCCUCUGUGCCCCAGCAGUGCCUUGUGCAAUGUGAAUGUGCGCGUCUCUGCUAAACCACCAUUUUAUUUGGUUUUUGUUUUGUUUUGGUUUUGCUCGGAUACUUGCCAAAAUGAGACUCUCCGUCGGCAGCUGGGGGAAGGGUCUGAGACUCUCUUUCCUUUUGGUUUUGGGAUUACUUUUGAUCCUGGGGGACCAAUGAGGUGAGGGGGGUUCUCCUUUGCCCUCAGCUUUCCCCAGCCCCUCUGGCCUGGGCUGCCCACAAGGCUUGUCCCCCAGAGGCCCUGGCUCCUGGUCGGGAAGGGAGGUGGCCUCCCGCCAACGCAUCACUGGGGCUGGGAGCAGGGAAGGACGGCUUGGUUCUCUUCUUAUGGGGAGAACGUAGAGUCUCACUCUAGAUGUUUUAUGUAUUAUAUCUAUAAUAUAAACAUAUCAAAGUCAA